AUGAUGCACCUACUCUUUGGCGGUACCAAAACCGCACCUCAAGAACAUAAAUGUUAUCGAGUUAACUUACGCUCACUGGAUGACACAUACGCAUGCAACUUCGUGGCAUUCCAUCAGGACGCAAUUUGCCAGAAUAUUUUGCAACCAGUAAAGGGAAAAAGGCAAAAAGAGUUACGACAGAAAGCUAUAAACCUUUCUGAUAUAGGUACGGAUAAGCAGCCGAUAUCCAUAUUCAUAGGAGCAGACAUUCUUGGAAAAGUCCCCGACGAGCGACAAGAAGACACUGCCUUGAUGAUCUCCGCGAUGUUCUCCUCAGAAGCAAGUCCAGAAAACAUGUGGAGUCUCGACGUUCUCGGCAUCGAAGAUCCACAAUUCAAAAAAACUACCAGGAUCAAUUCGGCAGAGAAGUAUGAAGUGAUCCUGCCCUGGAAGGAGAACCACCCUCCACUCUAUGAAAAUCGAGAAGUAGCAGAGAAAAGACUAGAGAACACCCUAAAGAGGUUACGCGAUCAAAAUUUACUUUAUGAAUACGAGAAAAUCUUCGAUGAGUGGUUGAAAGAAGACAUCAUAGAAGUAGUUCCGGAAGCAGAAACGAGUAAUUCAAGCUUCUACUUACCACAUCGACCCUUUAUCAAGGAAGGAAGUACAACUCGUAUUCGACCGGUCUUCGAUGCAUCAGUUCAAGGAAAAGAUCAACCAUCUCUAAACCAGUGCCUAGAAACCGGACCAAACCUUAUAGAACUCAUUUCAUCGCUGCUCUUACGAUUUAGAGAGAACAAAAUUGGCCUUAUUGCUGAUAUACGGAAAACAUUUUUACAAAUCAGCGUAGCAUUCAAGGAGCGCGACGUCAUGAGAUUCUUGUGGAAAAGAUCGCAAGGCCCGGACGAGUUUGUAAUAUAUCGACAUUGUCGAGUAGUCUUUGGAAUCGCCAGCAACCCUUUUUUACUAGGGGCUACUAUUGAUCUUCAUUUAAAACAAACAUUAAAAGAAACCGAAGACACCCACGAGAAGAGCAUCAUCCAAAAAUUGAAACGGUCCUUCUACGUGGACAAUUGUGUUACCAGCACUCAUUCUGAAGAAGAAGCGAUAUUAUUUAAAGAGAAAGCAACUUCAAUUCUGGCUAAAGGUGGCUUCGACUUAAGAGGGUGGCAAUAUUCGAACAAACUAGGUCCCAACAAGGAGAUUCCAGUACUGGGACUGUUUUGGAACGUCAGAGAAGACAUGUUGAUGUUAUCGCCUACAACAUUGUCACAGAAAACUCCAGUCAAGGUUACAAAACGAGAAAUUCUAUCAUUUACACAAAAAAUAUUUGACCCUCUUGGAGUAACAUGCCGAGUACAACUCAAACCUAAGUUGCUCCUUAAGAGAUUGUGGAACAAGAAUACCGACUGGGAUGUAGAAGUCGAGAACAACGACAAAGAAGCCUUCCAGCAAUGGCAACAAGAGUUAGAACAUUUACGUCACCUGAAGAUCCCAAGAUGGGCCUUAAAGAAUAGCGAAACCUUAUCCCUACAUCUUUUUGUAGAUGCAAGUCAGACAGCUUAUGGGGCGGUAAUCUUCGCUAGAAUCGAGCACAACAGCGAGAUAGAAGUGCACUUCAUACAAGCCAAAUCCCGAAUAGCUCCGAAAGAAAAAGCAACAAUCCCAAGAUUGGAACUAUUAAGCGCCUCGAUAGGAGCCAGGUUAAUGAACAACGUGGUCAAUGCCUUGAAGAAUCCAGAGAUCAAACAAUACAGCUGA
Molecule: messenger RNA, 1740 nt
Organism: Mycetomoellerius zeteki
Lineage: Eukaryota; Metazoa; Arthropoda; Insecta; Hymenoptera; Formicidae
Exons: 3
Coding region: 1-1740 (579 amino acids)
Source: RefSeq, a predicted model, not a curated record